Rosa chinensis is the source of this 1821-nucleotide messenger RNA. RefSeq lists its product as uncharacterized. The transcript is spliced from 2 exons. Lineage: Eukaryota; Viridiplantae; Streptophyta; Magnoliopsida; Rosales; Rosaceae. The record is from RefSeq and is a predicted model, not a curated record. Bases 1184 to 1732 code for a protein of 182 amino acids.
GGUCUCUCUUGCUAGAAUGUCACAAACAGGCAGUGUUGAACACUAUAAAGAGCAAUUCACCAAGUUGUCCAGAAGAGCUCCAGGCUUUCCUCAAGAGGUGCUACUGUCUUGUUUUAUUGGUGGCCUUAAGGAAGAUAUAAGGGUGGAUGUGCAAGCUCAAAAACCUAGAACAUUAUAUGAAGCAUGCGAGCUUGCCAGGGUUUAUGAGACUAGAUCAAUGAAGGUCAUCGACAUUAUGCCAGAAAUAAUUCUGGAGGUUCUAGAGCAUCAGUGGGGUCACCAGUUGGGGUGCACACUAAGACUCAUUCAUUUAGCACUGGCACAAAAGUUCAGACAACCCCAUUUACAUCUAAGAACAUGGUGAACAAUACUGCAGGACAUACUAAUGGCACCAGAAGAUUAUCUCAUUCUGAGUACCAGGAAAGACGAGCAAAAAACCAGUGUUUCUUCUGCGAGGAGCCUUUCAAACCAGGCCACAACUGUAGGAAAGGCCAGCUCAUGAUCAUGGAAGUCUUACAAGAGGACUGUGAUCUGUUGAACUCUUCAGAUGAUAUGGAUACAACAGGAGUACUAAUUAAGUACAAUUUCAUAACAAGUGAGUGGUGGGAAUUGAUUCUGACCAGUGAUAUGUUGCUGAGCAGGGCGUCAAAAUUAGAGACAUGGGUAGGGCAAAGAGUCUUCACAGCAAAGCGGCCCACUUUGUGACUGAUAUCACUACUGGAUUGCUCAACCCCAUUUCUGACAAACCCUCCAAACACUCUCCCUUCUCCUCCUCCUGUAAGCUCUCUAUCUUUCUUUACUCAAAACCCUUUCUGGGUUUUAAGAGUUCUUUAUUGGGUGCCAAAACCCAUCUCUCUGAUGUGCCAAAGAUUAGGACUUUUCUAGGUUCUGGAGCUGUGGGUGCAAAACCCGGUUCUUCAUUUGUUUUGAAAUAGAACCGAAAUUCAAUACUAUUUGUCAGGGAUUUUUUGAUGAAAUUUGGCCCAUGAGAAGUUUAUAAUACAUGAUGGAGGCAUUUUGUUACUUAUUGUAAAAACAUGGGACUCUGAGUUUGCAGAGCUGUAUAGAUGAAGUAGUUUUGUUUGGACUCUGUGGAACUCUUGUUAGAAUGGAGUCUGUGACUCUGUAAUUCUUGUGUCAGCAGGAAGAUGUGGAUGGGUCCAGAGGAAGUCAAAAUGGAACAAUGAGUGAAGAGAGUCCAGCUAAUCCGGUUGACGGGCCUGACGCUUCUUCAUUUACUGCAUUUCUCUACUCACUGUUAUCGUCGUCAGAGUCGGGAGAUAAGAGCAAAAGUUCGGAUCAACAGGUUGAUGACCAAAUGGAUAAGCCCGACUCGUUGUCUGAUUCUGCAGUGAAAGCAAACAGUGGGAAGAGAAGCUUGUUUUCCAAGGGGAAACACACGCUUAGUAAAGCUAUGUACCAGGCUGCAAGAUUUGGUGGGUAUCGGAGUCAAGAGCGGAAGGGUAACCUUGAUGUGAAAGGUGAUGAUGCGAAUGACUCUGAGUUUACUGGAGUUGAGAUGAGGCAUAUGCAUAAAGCACAGAAGCCUGUGGCCUCGGUUCAUUUGCCAGACAUCUCUGAACCGUCUUUACUUCUUACUGAGAAAACUAGAAUUGUUCUUUACAGUUCACUCCCGGCGCUAGUUCAGGGAAGACAAUGGUUGUUACUAUAUAGUACAUGGAGGCAUGGCAUAUCACUUUCAACCCUAUACAGAAGAAGUAUGCUUUACUGAGGCUCAGUUUGCUGGUAAUAGCUCAGCAACUGUUAGCAUCAGUCAUUUUGAAAAUAUUUCCAAUCAGCUCUUUCAACAAAAUUAUUUAU